AUGCAUCACUACCAAUAUACAAUACUCAAUUCCUCUAUUCUUUUCAUCGUUGUUUUUGGUGUUAUUGCUGUUGGUAUCGCCUAUACAUUACAAUACAUGCCCGGUCCUAUCACUCAGAUAACGCUUGCCAUUUUUGGUGCCUGUGGAGGGCCAAUGGCCGGUUUAUUCUUCCUUGGAGGACUAUUUCCCAAUGCUAAUUGGAUUGGUGCUUUAGUAGGGAGCAUCACGGCUAUAACAUUAAAUAUGUGGAUAGCAGUUGGUGGUCGACUAUUCGGAAGUGCUGCAAUUCGACUAGAACCGAUUACCACCAGAGGGUGUUUUCUAAACGACUCCUCAAUUUAUCCAAUGUUGAACAGCACCAGUGUGUCGUCCACCAUGUUGAACAGCACAAUUGCAACCAUGGACAUUUCGAACUCGGUAACAGACAUGGUUGAAACAUCGCUCGACAAUGUUUUUCCAAUCUACAAUAUAUCUUACAUGUGGUAUGGACUCAUCGGCUUUAUAGUGACUAUUUUACUUGGUUUAGUGGUCAGCUGUGCUACAGUUUGUUUAUGA
Pecten maximus is the source of this 555-nucleotide messenger RNA. Its product is annotated as sodium-coupled monocarboxylate transporter 1-like. Gene Ontology annotation, biological process: sodium ion transport. The coding region runs from base 1 to 555 and encodes 184 amino acids. The record is from RefSeq and is a predicted model, not a curated record. Gene Ontology annotation, molecular function: symporter activity. The transcript is spliced from 6 exons. NCBI's taxonomy places the organism in Eukaryota, Metazoa, Mollusca, Bivalvia, Pectinida, Pectinidae.